AAAACAAAGACGCAAAUGUGCAGUAAAUAAAUGUAUUCACUUAUAUCAGCUUAGUAAAUAUAGAUUGCAUUGAAUAGCAAAAAUGAAUGUUGGUAACUAUCCAACACCGUACAAUACCAUGAUUGCUAUCAUUCAAGGAAACUCAACAAUCGUCAAGGAAAAUAUAAAUUCCUUCGGAUUAUCAUAUGACCCCUUAUGGCUAGAUGGUUAUGAACUUCUCUGCAUUGCUAUUGAAAAUAAACAAUUUGAAAUAAUGGAAUUUCUCCUUGAAAAAAAUGUGCCCGUAAACAUCAGCAACAAAAAUUACCACAAUACUCCACUGCACUUGGCAGUGAUGAAUGAAGACGAUAAAAUUGUCAAAAUUUUGCUGGACAGAGGUGCGGAUAUUAAUAAAGAAAAUUUAUUCCGCAUUAAUCCACUCGACCUAUUAAUGCAAGAAACAAACGAAAAAAUACUUGAAUUAUUUAUUGACCAUAUAUCUGACACCAACAUCAAAGACUCUGUUUACAUAAGACUGUUGAUCGAUUUAUUGGAUAAAAAUCGUACGGAACUCGUAGAAAAACUUUUGAGUAAAUGUCUUACAAUUAACAUCAACGAAGCAAUGAGUACAAUUAAUUUUUUAUGUAAAGCCGCGAAAAAAGGAUACUAUCGAAUCGUAGAAAAACUAUUGGAACGCGGAGUCGAUGCUAAUGUAGUUGAUAACACAGGCUACAGAUCAGACACUGCAUUAUACAUCGCCUGUGAAAAAGGUUAUCUAGGAAUAGUCAAACUUUUACUGGACAAUGGAGCUAUUGAUAGUUUAGAUACGAUAUCUAAUGAAGAUAAUCAAAAUUUAUUCUAUUAUCCUCUUCAUAUCGCCAUUGCCAAAGAAAAGUACCAAAUCGUUAAAUGUCUUCUUGAGUACGGAGAUAAACCUGACAAAUUAUAUUUAGAUAAUAAUGAAGAAUAUUCAGCUUUACAUUUAGCUUGUGAAGAAAAUAAUAUUGAAAUAGUUAAAUUACUCGUUGACAAAGGAGCUGAUGUUAACAUAAAAAAUAGUAGAGGCAUGAUGCCAAUCGCGCGAGCUAAAUUUUACCACGGAAAAGAUAUUUUUAAUUAUCUUAUAAAUGAUAAAAAUUUUAAACUAGACUUAAAUAAUUUCGUAUCUCUUUUAUACGAUGCAAUAUCAGAUGAAGAUGUUGACAAAGUUAAAUUGAUUUUACAACAUUUGGAUGCCAAUUUAUAUUUGAAACAUAAAAUAGACAUCAAUACUUUGAGAAACUCUGAGGGCAUUUCGAUUGUUUAUAUUAACAGCAUUAUUGGUGAUGAUGGAAUUGAUGAAAUUAUGAACCUUUUUGUUGAAUACGGAGUGGAUGUCAAUGCAAAAAAUAAAUCGGGUAGAACUUUGCUUCAUGUGGCGUUUCGGUACAGAAAAGCUGCGUCAAUUGUCGCGCUUUUGAAAAAUGGCGCGGAUAUUAACGCGACAUGUAACAAUGGGUAUACUUGUCUUGAUUAUGCUCUGGAUAAAAAAUUAUUUAAAAAUCGUUAUUGUGACCAUGAUGUUGAGUCUGGUUUAUGGCAGGUAGCUCCUGAUAAACGCAGAGAAAUAGUUGAUGAAUUUAUGGAGCAUAUUAUUAAAAUGAAAUUUUUAAAUUUGUAUGUAAGUGAAAAAAAUACCAAGCAUUUUAUAAAUCUUUCGAAAAAACCAGUCCGCCAUUCGAAGAGAUACAAAAAAGAAGUUGAAAAUAUGAAACGUGAAAUGAUAGCGGAUAAUAUAAGUUAUUAUGAUUUUGUAACUGCCGAUUCUUAUCGAUUGAUGAUGUAUUUAAAUAAAGAUAAAAUUUUUGAAACACUCAGAUCUGAAAGUUACGCAUCUAAAUUUCCGCUGUAUGCAAUCAUUAUCAGUGGCUGUUUCAAAAAAGGUCUUACGAGAAAAAAAUUAUUUAAUGAAGCUUUUGAAUAUUCUGUUUUUAAUAUUAUUCGAAGUUUACCGUAUCCUUGCAUGAGAUUAAUUAUGGACUAUUUUAGUAACACUGACUUGAGAGAAUUAAUAACUAAAUGUAAAUAU
Molecule: messenger RNA, 2047 nt
Organism: Microplitis demolitor
Lineage: Eukaryota; Metazoa; Arthropoda; Insecta; Hymenoptera; Braconidae
Product: alpha-latrotoxin-Lg1a-like
Exons: 2
Molecular function (GO): protein binding
Source: RefSeq, a predicted model, not a curated record